AAUCACAGUCAGAAACUCCCAACUCUCUCUCUCUCCACCUUGUGUUUCUCUUCCCAAGGGUUAGGGUUUAUCCUCGCUCUUCUGCCAAUGGACUCAACCAAGAAGCGAAAGCUGGACGAGAACGGCGUCGUUCUGGACACGGAUCCCGCCUCCGCCCCCAAGCUCUCCCCCGAAGACGCGCGCAGGCUCAUCGAGCGAUUCACCCCCGAUCAACUCCUCGACAUUCUCCAAGACGCCCUCUCCCGCCACGUCGACGUUCUCGACGCCGUCCGCUCCAUUGCCGAUCCCGACGCCUCCCAGCGCAAGCUCUUCAUCCGCGGCCUCGGCUGGGACACCACCACCGAGGGCCUCCGAUCCCUCUUCUCCGCCUACGGCGAGCUGGAGGAGGCUAUCGUUAUCCUUGACAAAACCACCGGAAAAUCAAAGGGUUAUGGGUUCGUUACGUUCCGCCACGUUGACAGUGCUCUCAUGGCCCUGAAAGAACCGAGCAAGAAGAUCGACGGCCGCAUGACCGUCACGCAGCUCGCCUCCGCGGGGAAUUCGAACUCCAACACCGCCUCCAACAACGUCGCUGACGUAUCGUUGCGGAAGAUUUAUGUGGCCAAUGUUCCCUAUGACAUGCCGUCGGAUAAGCUCUUGGCGCAUUUUGCCCUGUACGGAGAGAUAGAGGAGGGCCCGCUAGGGUUUGAUAAGCAGACUGGGAAGUGCAAAGGGUAUGCGCUGUUUGUGUAUAAGACUCCGGAGGGGGCUCAGGCGGCGCUUGUUGAUCCGGCGAAGAACAUCGAGGGUAGGCAGUUGCUUUGUAAAUUGGCGAUUGAUGGGAAAAAGAGCAAGUCGGACGGGCCGGCCCAGGGUCAAGGACCUGGGAGUGGUUCCAAUGCGCACGGAGAUGGGAUGGGGAUGGCACCGCCGUCUUCGAUUCCUGGGCAGUACGGCAUCCCAGGUGGAAUUGGUUCUUAUGGUGGGUAUAACAGUGGGCUUCAGGGCCAGCCUCCAUUGGGUCACCAUCCAUUGGGUGGGCCUGGGUUGUCUGGUAUUGGAAACCAGGUGAAUUCGGGUUUGGGUGGUGGUGGUGGAUAUGGAGGGUUGGGUGGGCCUUAUGGUAACUAUGGCGGGCCUGGGGGUUAUGGUUUAGGUGGUGCCGGUGGGUUGGGUGGUGGACUUGGUGGUGCUGGGUCGGGCGGUGGUGGUGGUCCAGUUGGUGGUGUGGGUAACGGGUCGUCUUUAUAUGGAUUGCCUCCGAGUUCAGGUGGGUUACCGUCUGGUAGGUAUCCGGAGGGUGGGCAUUACGGCCUGUCGGCCUAUCAGAAUCAGCACCACCAGCAAGCUGGAACGUCACCCCUACCAAGGGUUCCUCAAGGUGGCAUGUACCCAAAUGUGCCACCUUAUUUCUGAGGAUACCUCGCGUCUCUGUUCGUGCUUCUGCGUGAAUCAAUUUGCUUUUGUUGAUUGAGAGGCGAUCAAGUUUUUCUGUAUUAGAUUAGACGAAUAUGUUUUCCUUUGCUGUAGUAUUUCUCUUGUUUUUCUAUUUUAUAUGAAAUGUUUUAAUGGUACUUUUUGUGUUGCAUCCAAAGCUUUAAUUUUAGCAGAAAUAUUAGAUGUGGAUAUUGCAUUAUAAUUUAUGAUGUUCGGGCAUAUUUAGUCAAGAACUUAAACGGUUGAGUUUCCAAAUGAAUUUUACUGUUUUUUGUUACUUGAAA
This is a messenger RNA of Pyrus x bretschneideri (Chinese white pear), 1700 nucleotides long. Its product is annotated as UBP1-associated protein 2C. The record is from RefSeq and is a predicted model, not a curated record. NCBI's taxonomy places the organism in Eukaryota, Viridiplantae, Streptophyta, Magnoliopsida, Rosales, Rosaceae. Bases 88 to 1395 code for a protein of 435 amino acids. Gene Ontology annotation, molecular function: RNA binding. The transcript is spliced from 2 exons.